Messenger RNA from Branchiostoma belcheri (Belcher's lancelet), 1534 nucleotides. RefSeq names its product diaminopimelate decarboxylase 1, chloroplastic-like. The transcript has 8 exons. The coding region runs from base 117 to 1460 and encodes 447 amino acids. NCBI's taxonomy places the organism in Eukaryota, Metazoa, Chordata, Leptocardii, Amphioxiformes, Branchiostomatidae. The record is from RefSeq and is a predicted model, not a curated record. Gene Ontology annotation, molecular function: diaminopimelate decarboxylase activity.
AGUUGCCCGGCACUCAGGACUGACACAAAUCUGCGACAACUACACUGCCUUAGAUCCUUGUAUUCGACUAGUUUGAUCUAGAAGGUUUAAUCUCCUUGGUUUGGCAAAAUCUUCUGAUGGCGUCGGCAGUGUUCAGGCAAUGUUUCCACCGUGACUCGGCUGGUUUCUUGUGGUGCGAAGGAGUUCGGGUGAAGUCACUCCAGGAAGACCUGUCAAGAAGACUUCCACGCCCCUCGUGCAGCCCUUUUUACCUGUACAGCCUCGCACAGGUGCGCCACAACGUCUCAAGGUACAAGGAAGCGCUCAAGACGUUGCCGAACCCGCACAUCUUGGGAUAUUCUCUCAAGGCGAACGGGAACUUGGAGAUCUUGAAGGAGCUGAGAGGCAUGGGGUGCGGGGCGGUGACCGUUAGUGGGAACGAGAUCAGGCUGGCUCUGGCAGCGGGGUUCAAGCCGGACAGUAUUGUGUACAACGGUAACGGCAAACAGGAUUGGGAGUUAGAGCUGGCUGUGAAAGUGAACUGUCUAAUCAACGUGGACUCGGACUUCGACUUGCGCCAUGUACGGAGCGCUGCCGAGGCCGUCCGCCAGAGGGCGCGCGUGCUCAUCAGAAUCAAUCCCGACAUCGAUCCUAAAGUGCAUCCCUAUAACUCCACUGGUCUGGCCAGCAGUAAGUUUGGUCUGGAGUGCAGCCAGCUGCCUGGUCUGCUGCAGCAGGUGCGCAGGUGGCCGGAACAGCUGCAGCUGGUGGGACUGCACUGCCACCUGGGGUCCACCAUCACAGAUGUCUCUCUGUUCAGGGAUGUAGUUUCUGUAGUGUCUGCUGAGAUGGCAUCAGUCAGGUCUCAGGGCUUCAACGAUCUGCAGUACCUCAACAUGGGAGGGGGACUGGGCAUCAACUAUCUACGACAGGAAGACAGUAACAACCCCUCCCCAGGUGACUUGGUAUCUUCCAUCCGUGAUGCGCUGACAGACAAAAACAUCUGCCUCAUCUUGGAGCCUGGACGGUCCAUCAUAGGGGAUGCCGCCAUCUUGGUCACCAAGGUCAUAGGGGUCAAGAGUAAUGGAGAGAAAAGAUUUGUGGUGACAGAUGGGUCCAUGACAGAAGUGAUCCGACCCAGUCUGUACUCAGCCUACCACCACAUCCAGCUCACAGAACCCUCACAGGCAGAAGACCACACAGAACAGGUGUGUGACAUUGUGGGACCAGUGUGCGAGUGUGGAGACUUUCUGGGGAAAGACCGGACCAUACCAACCCCCCAUGAGGGGUGUGGGCUGGCAGUGUUUGAUGUUGGUGCCUACUGUUCAUCCAUGGCAUCCAACUACAACAUGAGGAUCCGUCCAGCUGAGGUCCUGGUGGACAGGUCGACCUGGCGGGUCAUCCGACGGCCGGAGACACUGGACGACAUGACCAGAGGGUACACUGGUCUGACUCAGGACAGCUUCACCAUUCACGACUGACCAAUACCUCAAUUCUCCUUUCCUUUAGUGCCUCACUUAGCCAAUCAUUUAACAGGGCAUUAUAUAAACUUUUU